This is a messenger RNA of Debaryomyces hansenii CBS767, 1008 nucleotides long. It is a transcript of the gene SPO11, whose product is annotated as Spo11p. The record is from RefSeq and is a predicted model, not a curated record. Gene Ontology annotation, biological process: meiotic DNA double-strand break formation; meiotic DNA double-strand break processing; reciprocal meiotic recombination. The transcript has a single exon. Bases 1 to 1008 code for a protein of 335 amino acids. NCBI's taxonomy places the organism in Eukaryota, Fungi, Ascomycota, Pichiomycetes, Serinales, Debaryomycetaceae. Gene Ontology annotation, cellular component: nuclear chromosome. Gene Ontology annotation, molecular function: DNA topoisomerase type II (double strand cut, ATP-hydrolyzing) activity; ATP binding; DNA binding.
AUGCGGUAUAGAUCACCGUUGCAAAAACUAAUUGGAGUAUGGAACCAAAUUCAAAGUAAUAUUGGUGGAGAUAUCGUGUUUGUAUUCCACAAACCGUAUUGUAGGAGCCGUAAGAGGACGUUUGGCGGAAACAGUAAAAGUUACGAGGUGGGACAAUUGGGCGGCUGCGAGUUGGAAGCGAGACGUUUCGCGGCGGUAAUCAAGGUUUUGAAGACGAUGAUUGUUAACCUCGUGCAGGAUCGGACAACCACGAAGAGAGAUGUGUACUACCAGGAUGUCGGGUUGUUUCAGAAAUCGCAGCCGUUUGCCAAUGAAUUGAUUGAAUGCAUCGUGGGGUCGCUAGGGAUGUGCGCCGAAAGGGACCUCAAGAUAUUUGCGUCGCAGAAAGGGCUUAUGUUUGGCAAUAUGCGGUUCAGACGUGCGGGGGUGGCGUGGGACUUGGACGAGCCGGUGUUGAUUCCCAGAACGAACGACUUGGAGGCCAUGGAGCCUCCGAAGGGCAUUGUAGUGAUUGAAAAAGAGGCGAUUUUCAAGUCGUUCUGUAAGUAUAUCCAGAAUAUAGACGUCAAUUUGAUUGCCGUGACGGGCAAGGGUUUCCCUGAUAACCUCACGAAGCGGUUUGUGGGGAAUUUGGGCCAAUUAUAUCCCGAUGUGCCAAUAUUGGCGUUCAUGGAUUCCGAUGUGUACGGCUUGAGCAUCUGCAAAAACUACAAAUACGCCAAAAACUUCGAUGCGAUGCUAUGUCCGCUGCUAACGUUCGCGGGGGUAUUUUUAACGGAGUAUGCUAGUGGGUGGCUAGAUAUAUCGGUUAGAGAUUGGAGAAUGAUGAGUAAUUUUAUUAGGGACAUCAAGCUCCUACAAAGACCCGUUCUGGAAGCGAAGGAAUUGGACAAAUGGCACAGAGAGCUUACUAGAGGUUUGGUCCUAUUCAAGAAAUCAGAAAUGAAUAUCGUAGAUUCGUGUCCUAAUGAGUAUAUUUUGAGAAAAAUCAAACAACACAUUCAGUAG